Echinostoma caproni is the source of this 363-nucleotide messenger RNA. The record is from the annotation of a GenBank genome assembly. NCBI's taxonomy places the organism in Eukaryota, Metazoa, Platyhelminthes, Trematoda, Plagiorchiida, Echinostomatidae.
AUGAUGAUGCAUGAUGAUCAUGAUGAUGAUGAUGAUUCGGAUGAUGAUGAUGAUGAUGAUGAUGAUGAUGCUGAUGAUGAUUCGGAUGAUGAUGAUGAUUCGGAUGUUGAUGAUGAUGAUGAUGAUGAUGAUGAUGAUGAUGAUGAUGAUUCGGAUGAUGAUGAUGAUGAUGACGAUGAUGAUGAUGAUGAGGAUGAUGAUGAUGAUUCGGAUGAUGAUGAUGAUUCGGAUGAUGAUGAUGAUGAUGAUUCGGAUGAUGAUGAUGAUGAUGAUGAUGAUGAUGAUGAUGAUGAUGAUUAUGAUGAUGAUGAUGAUGAUGAUGAUGAUGAUGAUGAUGAUGAUGAUGAUGAUGAUGAUGUAUGA